This is a messenger RNA of Coccidioides posadasii C735 delta SOWgp, 1080 nucleotides long. Lineage: Eukaryota; Fungi; Ascomycota; Eurotiomycetes; Onygenales; Onygenaceae. The record is from RefSeq and is a predicted model, not a curated record.
AUGGCUGACACUGGAUCGUUUAUUCAUCUGGCACGGCCCUUGGGUCCGGCCACCGUCGGAGUUGCUCCCAGCACUGCCCCUCUCAACGUUGUUAUACAACCACAGGCAAUUUUCUCUAUCCUUGAUCAUUCUUUGCGCCGAAAUGCUGACCAAGAACGCGUCAUUGGCACCCUUCUCGGUACCCGAUCGGAAGAUGGCACCGAAGUUGAAAUCCGCACUUGCUUUGCUGUCGGUCACACGGAGACUACCGAUCAAGUUGAGGUGGACAUGGAAUAUCAAAAACAAAUGCUUGCGCUGCACUUAAAGGCCAAUCCUAAGGAAGUUCUCGUUGGUUGGUACGCCACUUCGUCGGAACUGAACACUUUUUCUGCCCUUAUUCAGAAUUUUUAUGGAGGUCAGGGAGAUGGGACGUGGCCUCAUCCUGCUGUGCACUUGACUGUUUCUACCGAACCCGGAAAAGAUAUUGAAACUCGGACGUAUAUCUCUGCGCCAGUGGGCGUUACUGCUGAGAGAGCAGCUGACAGUGCUGCGUUCAUUCCUGUUCCAUAUGAGAUCCGCUACAGUGAGGCGGAAAGAAAUGGUUUGGAGGCUAUUGCGCAGGCAAGAGAUGCAGAAGACCGGGCAUCCAGUUUAUUUACCGAUAUUGAGACCCUCGAGAAGUCGAUUGAAGAAGUCCUCGGCAUGAUCGAUAGAGUAUCGAAAUAUGUCGAGUCGGUUAUUGAUGAAGAAGCACCCGCUUCAACGGCUCUUGGCCAGUUUUUGCUCAACGCGCUUGCUCUGGCACCAAAGGUUGAUCCGGCCGAUAUUGAAACAACAAACACAUCCAAGACAUCCUCGUCGUUUCGUAUCUCGCAAAUACUAUCCGUACCCAAAUGGAACUCUCCAACCGGCUGGCUACCGCCCAGCUCACCCUUGGAGGUGGCGACAGUACGGCCAUUGGUGGUACAGGUGCUGAAAGCGGAGGUCAGCGUGGUGGCCAGCGCAACAACCGCCAACGAGGCGGCCAGCAACGGAAUCAAGCUGAGGAAUUGCGAGCAUAAUCCACCUAACCGUCAAUCCCUCUUAACGAACGACCUUUAA